Molecule: messenger RNA, 627 nt
Organism: Aspergillus fumigatus Af293
Lineage: Eukaryota; Fungi; Ascomycota; Eurotiomycetes; Eurotiales; Aspergillaceae
Source: RefSeq, a predicted model, not a curated record
AUGCGCGGCGGCAUCGGAUUUGGAUUAUUGUGCAGGAAUGUGGAGCACUAUGGAUCCUGCAAUGGCGGAUGGACCGUCAUCUACUCCGAUGAUUUAGACGAAGAGAAGGAACUAAGGGAGAAAAGUAAGAAUUGCAACAGCUUCGAGUCUAUACCUACUACCACCAAGAACAUCGCUGAAGAGCCACUGCAGUCCGUGGAGAGAUUCAAGCGCUGGAAGAAACGUACAGAGGCCUGCAUCUUUGCACAUCAAGCUGAACUUGCAUCGGCCAAGUCGACUGACGAGAGCGGACAGCGCGUUUCAAGUUACGGAGAGAAGAGAUAUGGUCUGAGAGGAACGAUGAGUAUCGAACUGGAGAAGCUUCGGCAGGAGUACAAGUCGAAGCGGGAGAAUGUGGAAGCGUGUCAAAACUGGGCGAAUGAGUCUGCUGAUACUGGCUUCGACCGUACGCGAUAUCAUCAGAUCAGCCUCCAGCAGGCAAAGGGGGAAGCUGUCAUCUAUCAAAAAGCAUACGGAGCGGCCCUAGCAGACGCCAAGCGACUUUGUCCGGGGAGAACGUUUCAGCCUGCGACCGGAAAUGUCUCGCUCGGUAGAGUGGAUACAGUCGUUAGUAUUCGGGAUCAAUAA